UUUUAUAUAACAAUUUAGUGAUUUUUAAGUCGGUAUGGCAAAAUCUGCAAAAAACGGAGUUUUUAUCUUAGAAAAAUCUUUACAAAAUUUUUCACCAAAUCACCAUCAGCAUAAAAAAUCACCAGAUCUAGUAAAAUUUCGACAGAGUCUGCCAGCACUGUUGAUAUUGAGGUUAUGAGCGAUUUGUGUUUUCACAAUUUUCGCAUUGUCAUUUGAACUAAACAUUUCACCAAAAGUGCACGAAAAUGGCUUUAGCCGAGCUUUGCGGAAUGUCUGAUUUCGACACCUUCAGACGCGAAGCCCCAUUCGAGAACGAAAUAGUUAAAAUGAGCAACAAUUUCGCACACAACACCCUGCUGAGUGUGCCCCCAUAUUCCAACCCGGCCGAGAACCUGGCCCAUUUCUCCAAAGACGAGUCAGGCCGUGACAUAAAAAUCAAGUUCGAUCACGGCACCACAACUCUGGGGUUCAUGUACAAAGGGGGCGUAGUCCUCGCCGUUGACUCUCGCGCCACCGGUGGCCAGUUUAUCGGUUCCCAAACUAUGAAGAAAAUCGUCGAAAUCAACGAUUUCCUCUUGGGGACUCUGGCCGGGGGCGCCGCCGAUUGUGUCUAUUGGGACCGCGUCCUGGCGAAGCAGUGUCGUAUGUACGAAUUGCGAAACAGGGAGCGAAUUUCGGUGGCAGCGGCCUCGAAAUUGAUGGCCAACAUGGUGUAUAAUUACAAGGGGAUGGGGCUGUCCAUGGGUAUGAUGCUAGCAGGAUGGGACAAAAGGGGGCCCCAGUUGUAUUACGUGGACUCUGAAGGGACAAGAACCCCUGGAAAAGUGUUCAGUGUUGGCUCAGGCUCUAUUUACGCUUUCGGUGUCUUGGAUUCUGGGUACAAAUGGGAUUUGACUGAUGAGGAGGCCUAUGAUUUGGGGCGUCGUUCGAUUUACCAUGCCACCCAUCGGGAUGCUUACUCUGGGGGUAUUGUCCGUGUGUACCAUAUGAAGCCCACUGGGUGGGUACUUAUCGACAAUAACGACUGUAUGGACUUGCACUACAAGUACCAAGAUGAGAAAUUAAAAGAAAUAAAUAAGGUUUAGGUUUGUAAUAAUAACGAAUUGUUAUUAAAUUUUUUAACAUA
Messenger RNA from Tribolium madens (black flour beetle), 1126 nucleotides. It is a transcript of the gene Prosbeta5, whose product is annotated as proteasome subunit beta type-5. The record is from RefSeq and is a predicted model, not a curated record. Gene Ontology annotation, cellular component: proteasome core complex. NCBI's taxonomy places the organism in Eukaryota, Metazoa, Arthropoda, Insecta, Coleoptera, Tenebrionidae. The transcript has 3 exons. Gene Ontology annotation, molecular function: threonine-type endopeptidase activity. The coding region runs from base 246 to 1085 and encodes 279 amino acids.